Aedes albopictus (Asian tiger mosquito) is the source of this 2835-nucleotide messenger RNA. RefSeq names its product forkhead box protein P1-B-like. Gene Ontology annotation, molecular function: RNA polymerase II cis-regulatory region sequence-specific DNA binding; DNA-binding transcription factor activity, RNA polymerase II-specific. Gene Ontology annotation, cellular component: nucleus. Gene Ontology annotation, biological process: regulation of transcription by RNA polymerase II. The transcript is spliced from 4 exons. The record is from RefSeq and is a predicted model, not a curated record. Bases 627 to 1736 code for a protein of 369 amino acids. NCBI's taxonomy places the organism in Eukaryota, Metazoa, Arthropoda, Insecta, Diptera, Culicidae.
AAUCUUUUCAGAAGCUGCAAGGAUUCCGUGACGAUUGGAUGCAGUUUUGUGUUUGGUUUGGAAUUGUUCAGUGGAAUAUUGGUUUUCAAAAGUGUGAUUUUCUUCUGUUCGAAUUGGUGAUGAAAAAGUGACUUUUGGUUUUGUGAUUGUGAAAAUUGCGAUGUUUUGUGACGGGUUUUGAGUGGAGUAAUGUGAAUUUGUGUCUCUAUUUUCACUUCUUUUCAGACGGGACCAACCCAGACACGCCAUGAUGCACUUCCGUCUCGAUUCAACAUGGAUGCACCCAUUUUUCUCUGCUUAAUUUUUGAUUCUGUCUCGUUUCAGUUGAACAGAAAAACGCAGUUUUGGAGAAAUUUUCUAUUCUAAAUGGUUCAGAUGCAAGCCUUUACGAAUUUUAAAUUUUUAUUAGGCACUUCUUGGGAAAAUUUUCUUGGUUCUAAAAUUCUCUUUUCUUAAUUAAUACAGAAGACAUCACACCAAAAUCGGUGGUUCACCCACUGUUCGGCGGCGGUGCAUGCCGUUGGCCAGGCUGCGAGAGGAUUUUCGACGACUUUGACGAAUUCUACAACCAUCUCCAGUCGGAUCACAUCAAUGGUGACUACUCGGCUGCGCAGGCUCGCAUCCAGAUGGAGGUGGUGUGUCAAUUGCACCUGCAGCUGCAGAAGGAGCGCGAUCGACUGCAGGCGAUGAUACUGCAUCUGAACAAGAAGAACGAGAUGGCGCGAAUUCCGAUGGCCGGUGCCGGUCCGUUUGUGCCGCAGAUUCCGCCUCCACCGCCACCGUACGAUCUGAUCGCGGGGCUACGCUUUCCGCCGGCCGGGCCGAUAACGGACGGGUCCAUGGUUGAAGCGGCGCUUCAGUUGACCAACAAACAACAGCAGGCGUUGCAUCAUCACCAUCAGCAACAGCAACAACAGCAGCAGCAACAGCAAGGUGGGCGAUCUUCGAAGGGGUCCAUUCGGGCCAAGUACUUUGGGUCACCGCAGGACGCGGAUAUUGGAGGGUAUAAGGAGGUUCACUUCCCCGAUGUGCAGGACGGUGAGUGUGUUGAUGUCCAGAAGAAUCGCGAGUUCUACCGAAGUCAUGAUGUACGCCCGCCGUUUACUUAUGCAUCUUUGAUAAGACAGUCGAUAAUCGAGUCACCAGAGAAGCAACUGACACUGAACGAAAUUUACAACUGGUUCCAGAACACAUUCUGCUACUUCCGAAGAAAUGCAGCGACAUGGAAGAACGCCGUCCGCCACAAUCUGUCGCUGCACAAGUGCUUCAUGCGGGUCGAGAACAUCAAGGGCGCCGUCUGGACCGUAAACGAGGCAGAGUUUUGCAAGCGCCGCCCGCAGAAGCUCGGAAUAAUGCAGUUUAAAUUUCAGAACGCGGGUCCCAACGCGGCUGGUGGAAUGCACCAGCAUCAGCACCAGCAGAUGCAACAGUCGAGCGGCGGCGGUGGCGGUAAGAAGAAACAACAGUUGACACUGGGAGGAGUUGUUGGGCCACCGUCGCAGCAGGCGGUGGCGGUUCCUCCUCCUUUGGCGUCUGCUGUGGCGUCGGCUGCCGCCGCUUCGGCCCUAGCACUGAAGCACCAUCCUCCGCCGCCUCCUCCUCCGGUUGGGUUCUAUUACAAACGGUUCGUAGUAGGCGUUCCCUCGUGUGUGUUGCCACGGCAAUGUGUGAUUUGUUUCUACUCUUUUAAGAUUUUACUCUACUUUUUGAACUCGAUUUCCUCUCACUUUGUGUAGCGUGUUUUGAAUACUCCACUCCAUCAACAGUUCAAAACUUUUGUAAUAUUUUUAAUAUAUUUUACUAACUUCUUUCAGACUUAAUAACCACUACAUGUAUGUGAGUCUUGGGGUUUGAAGAUUGUUACAAGCUGACUUAUGAUGAAUGUUCGAAAGACUACACAUCAGCAUAAGGUUACUAGGAUUAAUAGAAAAAAUAAUAAUCAGACCUCAAUUUUUGAAAUCUUUUGAAAAAAAUUCAAAACAACUUUCUUUUACAACUAAACAGAGGGUCAGCGAAGAGUCGUCAGAUAUGUUCUUAAGAAUGUUGAACUGUUGAUCAUUUCAAAAUAAUCUUUUCUAAUUCAAAAGAUAUGAAAAUUGUCGAUCAUACUUUCGAUUCUACACUGCUUAUGAAUAGUGAACAUUUCGAUUGUUUGUUAAAAUUUUGACUAAACAAGGACAGCAGUCAUUCUUCAAACCCAAAACCUACAUAUCAGUGCAGUGGUUAUUAUUUUCAUUUUUAGAAUAUUCAGAAAGACAUCGAAGCUAAACCUUAGCAAAAGCUUCACGCAAACCAUAGCCGUUUGGAUGCAGAGAAAGCCUUUACAUCGCGUGUUUAUCAGUGUGCAAAAUGCUAUGACACUGCUACACGACGGUGGAUGGUUUGCGUCUUCGCUGACGGUAUUAGCUUCCAUGUAUUUGGUGUAAUCUUCCAGCAGAGCUUUGCAUAGCCUUCUUCAACACGAAGGGGAAACAAAAAGGAUACAAAGCUUGCUAUGGUGAUGAUUACCACCUCAUGCAACACAGCGUCCGUCGAGUGUGCUUUCGUCGCGUUGCAAGACGGAAGCAACAUGUUUUAUCUUACAGAGCGAUGCGUGUGUUGCAUGGUUUUUGUCACUAUGAAAUUUGUGAAAUUCGUGUGUCUAAUGCAAGCGAAAUUGUCACAAAUUUUAAGACAAUCGGAACCGGGCUGUACACGUUUUGAUUUUUAUUGUAUAUUUUAUUAUUAUCCCAAACAGCACACAUGUCACAUAAGAGUUAAGACGGCACAUGUUUUGAUUACACAGAAGCCACUGUUACUUACUUGUAGCAUUGUGUUAAAAGUAAGUCCCAGUGA